Haemorhous mexicanus (house finch) is the source of this 2754-nucleotide messenger RNA. RefSeq names its product peroxisomal biogenesis factor 14 (gene PEX14). Gene Ontology annotation, molecular function: signaling receptor binding. NCBI's taxonomy places the organism in Eukaryota, Metazoa, Chordata, Aves, Passeriformes, Fringillidae. Gene Ontology annotation, cellular component: peroxisomal membrane; peroxisomal importomer complex. Gene Ontology annotation, biological process: protein import into peroxisome matrix, docking. The record is from RefSeq and is a predicted model, not a curated record.
AUGCUCGGCAGUGCCCCGAGGGCUCUUCCAGGCAGGGAAGGCGCUGCUGCAGCGGGAUCGCCAGGCCGCCCGGCCCAGCCGAGGCCGGGCUCUCACGGCACCGGCGGCGCCCCCACGGGACGCAUCGCUGCGCCGGCGAUCGACUCGCCGUGCCUGCGGCGCGGGGCGGUGGCGGGGGCGGUGCAUCGGGCGGCCGGGGAUGUAUUAGCCGCGCCUGGGAAGAUGGCGGCCGCGGAGAGAGCGGAGCAGCCGGGGCAGGCUGGCUCCUGCCCUGCGACUGAGAGCGCUGUGUCCCGGGAGCCGCUGAUUGUGACAGCAGUGAAAUUUUUACAGAAUCCACGAGUCCGCCAAAGUCCUCUUGCAACCAGAAGAGCAUUCCUGAAGAAGAAAGGCCUGACAGAUGAAGAAAUCGACCUGGCUUUCCAGCAGUCGGGCACGAGCACGGAGGAACCACAGUCCCCAGGUCCUUCCACACAGCCGGUGCCAGCUCAGCCUCCUCACCCCAUGGUGCACAGUCCCCCUGGCUCCAGAUGGCGAGAUUACGGAGCUUUGGCUAUCAUAAUGGCAGGAAUUGCCUUUGGAUUCCACCAGCUCUACAAGAAAUACCUGGUCCCUCUCAUCAUGGGAGGCAAAGAAGACAGGAAACAACUUCAGAGGAUUGAGUCAAACAUUUCUGAGAUGAGUGGCAGUGUGACACAGACAGUGACUCAGUUACAGACAACCUUAGCAGCUGUCCAGGAGCUGCUAAUCCAGCAGCAACAGAAAAUCCAAGAGCUCACCCAAGAACUGGCUGCUUCUAAGGCCACAACUUCCACCAAUUGGAUUCUGGAGUCACAGAAUAUUAAUGAAUUGAAAUCUGAGAUCUACUCCUUAAAAGGACUUCUCCUGAACCGGAGGCAGUUCCCUCCCUCCCCUUCAGCUCCCAAGAUCCCGUCAUGGCAGAUCCCGGUGAAGCCAAGCUCACCCUCCAACCCUGUGGUGGCCAACCACAACAGCAGCAGUGACAUCUCACCGGUCAGCAACGAGUCCACCACGUCCUCCCCAGUGAAGGAGAGCCACAGUCCAGAGGGCUCCAAGGGCAGCUGCCACCUGCUCAGCCCUGAGGAGGCCACCACGGCCGUCAUCGACGUCACGAGCCAGGUGCGGAUGGAGGUGCAGGGGGAGGAGGAGAAGCGGGAAACCAAAAGGAAUGAUGAGGAGGAGGAGGACGAUGAGGAUGAUGAUGUUAGCCAUGUGGAUGAGGAGGAGUGUCUGGGUGUCCAGACUGAGGACCGGCGAGGAGGGGAUGGUCAGAUUAACGAGCAGGUGGAAAAGCUACGAAGACCUGAGGGGGCCAGCAACGAGAAUGAGAUUGACUAAGGCACCCCGGCUGCUGCUGCUGCUGCUGCACAUCUUCCCUGGCCUGCUGCACUGUCCCCAGUGCCUCUCCUAUUUCGUGGAGAGAAAAGCUACCAUUCCCUGCAGUGAUUCCCCCUUGACUGACCUUGAGCAGGGUCGUGAUUGCUCGGUGAACAACACGAUUGCCCUGUUUCACCACAGGGCUUGGCAGUCUUGCAGUGGCUCCUUCUCCCUGCCCAGCCCUCCUUCCCGUGAGCUGGGGUCACUGCUGGCCUGGCAGACCCAUGGCCUUGCCAUGUACCACAGCUACAGAAUACGCCCCCUUACAGAAGCAGUUGGCCUCUUGCUGCAUCCUAGAGCCCAUCUAGCCAACUUCAGAACCAGUCUGUCCUGAGCUCCUUGAUUUCACAAGCCUUUAAUCCUGCAUAAGGCCCAAACCAGUUCUGUUUCCCAAAAUAACCCUGUUUUAUUUCUCAAACUACUUGAUACUCUGUUGCAAAAAAAAAAAACAAACCCCUGACCGACCAAAAAAACCCCACCAGACCAUUUUAACCUCAAAUUCCUCACCAGAUCUCAAUCUUGGCUCUUCCGAGCUUUAUGCCAAGCCUCAAAUUGCUGAAACUACCUAGCAUGUAAAAGCACUAAAUUUCUGUGGGGUCCAAAGAAUGCCAUUUCCACUCCACGUGCUUACAUUCAUCAGAGUGGCCUGUUGGUAGGGACCAAGUCCAGGUGCCAUGGCCGCAGUUAAAUCCUUGAGAAUAGGUGGCUUUGUUGAUGAUUGCUCCCCAGUAAAAGGCUUUAGAAGAAGCUGACUCCACUCAUCCCAAUUAUUACCCUUCCUCCUCCAAAGACAGGGAGCUCACAUCAGUUUUUGACAUCUUCUAUUUUAUUUAUAGCUGCCCUGAAUGAAUUAAUGAAUGAACAAACGAAUAGGGUGAAAUCAGAUGCUGAAAUAGUUGGUUAAUUCUGAAUAUUUGGAAUGGUUUUUAGCCUUUUUUUCUCCUUAAAUGAGAAGAAAAAUGAUCAUAAAUGGUACCUCUCCAGUGACAGGCACCUGCUUCAGCAAAGCAGUCUCUCUAGCAGGGAGAAUAGCUCCAGUUCUGAGGUUUAACCACUGGCCCUUCUUGCCCAGUCCAGCCUUUUUUUUUUUUUUUUGCCCCGUUGGGCUGUACAGAAAGCAGUGAAUUUUAAACCUCUGGCAGUUUGCAGCAUUGUGUUUGCAGCUGGUGAAGUGGUGGUGUCCAAUGAUCCUGUUCACUGCAUCAGAGCAUCUUAGCAGAGCAAUUCUUGUAACAACUGAGUCUCACUGUCCUCACCAAGCAAGUGUGCUUGUCUGUGUGAUCAUGUAUAGAUUUCAAAUAUAAAAUAUGAUUGUAUAUAAUUGUAAUAAAUAUGAGUUACCACUAUUUAACACCA